This is a messenger RNA of Myxocyprinus asiaticus (Chinese sucker), 5316 nucleotides long. RefSeq names its product leucine-zipper-like transcriptional regulator 1. Lineage: Eukaryota; Metazoa; Chordata; Actinopteri; Cypriniformes; Catostomidae. Bases 365 to 2701 code for a protein of 778 amino acids. Gene Ontology annotation, cellular component: Golgi apparatus. The record is from RefSeq and is a predicted model, not a curated record. The transcript is spliced from 20 exons. Gene Ontology annotation, molecular function: protein binding.
UUGACGCACAGACGCGAGAGGAGAUGAGAUGCUUCGAUCUUUUUAUUAACAUAUAUUUCAUUAUAUUACUCCUUUCCAUCAUAUCGACGCGUUUAGUUUCAUAUUGUGCAUUUAUUCCAAGUGUUAGGUUUGAUAACUUAGGUUUAGAUUUCUACAAAACGCUGUAAAUUAUUAGAUACACUUGUAGCUAGUUAAUCAUAUUGAAGAUGAUAGCAAGUGUCAUCUUUUUACAAAACCUUAUUCAUAUGUUCCGAAAACAGCUCAAACAUUCAGGCGACUUGCAAACGAAUUAGAAUUGUUGCGUCCUUAGCUGUAGUUCUGUCUUGGUUAUUUGGCUGGACAAAGCCUUUUUAGUGGAAAUUGAAUGUCAUGGUUUCCUGCAGCCAUGUCUUGUAAAUCUAAAGUUGCUCCCAGUGUUGACUUCGACCACAGCUGCUCUGAUAGUGUCGAGUAUUUGACACUCAACUUUGGGCCCUUUGAGACUGUCCAUCGCUGGAGGAGGCUACCACCAUGUGAUGAGUUUGUGGGUGCAAGGCGUAGCAAGCACACUGUUGUGGCAUACAGGGAUGCCAUCUACGUCUUUGGAGGAGACAAUGGGAAGAACAUGCUGAAUGACCUGUUACGGUUUGACGUGAAAGACUGCUCAUGGUGCCGGGCAUUUACUACUGGCACCCCACCAGCACCAAGAUAUCACCAUUCUGCUGUUGUGUAUGGAAGCAGCAUGUUUGUGUUUGGUGGCUACACUGGAGAUAUCUAUUCGAACUCUAACUUGAAAAAUAAAAACGAUCUGUUUGAGUACAAGUUUGCCACCGGUCAGUGGACAGAAUGGAAGGUGGAGGGGCGUUUGGUUGCCAGAUCUGCCCAUGGAGCCACAGUCUAUAAUGACAAGCUUUGGAUUUUUGCUGGAUAUGAUGGAAACGCAAGGCUGAAUGAUAUGUGGACCAUUGGUCUUCAGGAUCGUGAGCAGGCUUCCUGGGAAGAGAUUGAACAAAGUGGAGAAAUUCCCCCCUCCUGCUGUAACUUCCCUGUAGCUGUAUGUCAGGAUAAGAUGUUUGUAUUCUCUGGCCAGAGUGGAGCCAAGAUCACCAACAACCUCUUUCAGUUUGAAUUCAAAGGCCACAUAUGGACUCGUAUCCCAACUGAGCACUUACUGCGCGGUUCCCCUCCGCCUCCUCAGAGACGCUAUGGACACACAAUGGUGGCAUUUGACCGUCACUUGUACGUGUUUGGAGGGGCGGCAGACAACACUCUGCCUAAUGAACUUCACUGCUAUGAUGUAGACUCUCAGACCUGGGAGGUCAUACAGCCCAGCACAGAUAGUGAGAUGCCAAGUGGGAGGCUGUUCCAUGCAGCGGCUGUUAUCCACGAUGCCAUGUACAUCUUUGGCGGGACAGUGGAUAAUAAUGUGCGCAGUGGAGAAAUGUAUAGAUUUCAGUUUUCUUGUUAUCCAAAGUGCACACUUCACGAAGACUACGGGAAACUGUGGGAAAACCGUCAAUUCUGUGAUGUCGAGUUUAUUUUGGGGGAGAGGGAGGAGAAGGUUCUUGGUCAUAUCGCCAUAGUAACGGCUCGCUGUCAGUGGCUUCGCAAGAAGAUUCUACAGGCGAGAGAUCGACAGAAACAGAAGAGUAAACAGGAAGGCAAUGAGGAGAGUGAAGAGUCUGGCUUUGGCAGUGGAAGGACUUCAAGGGGUCCUCCUUUAUUAGAAGUAUCAAUCCGAGAGGCAGACGCUCAACCAUUUGAAGUUUUGAUGCAGUUUCUGUACACAGACAAGAUACAGUACCCACGCAAAGGUCACGUCCAGGAUGUGCUGUUGAUCAUGGACGUAUAUAAACUUGCUCUGAGUUUUAAACUGUCCAGACUGGAGCAGCUCUGUGUACAGUACAUCGAGGCAUCUGUUGAUCUGCAGAACGUCCUGAGUGUGUGUGAAAAUGCAAACAAACUUCAGCUGGACCAGCUCAAGGAGCAUUGCUUGAACUUCGUGGUGAAGGAGAGUCACUUUAAUCAGGUAAUCAUGACUAAAGAGUUUGAGCGCCUGUCCACUCCACUAAUCGUGGAGAUCGUGAGACGAAAACAACAGCCGCCUCCCAGAGUCUAUUCUGAUCAGCCAGUGGAUAUAGGCACAUCUCUCGUGCAGGACAUGAAGGCCUAUCUGGAGGGGGCGGGGUAUGAGUUCUGUGACAUCAUACUUUUGCUUGAUGGCCAUCCACGCCCUGCACAUAAGGCCAUACUGGCUGCUCGCUCCAGUUAUUUUGAGGCCAUGUUCCGCUCCUUCAUGCCAGAGGACGGACAGGUGAAUAUUUCAAUAGGUGAGAUGGUUCCUAGUACACAGGCCUUUGAAUCUAUGUUGCGCUAUAUUUAUUAUGGGGACGUCAACAUGCCUCCAGAGGACUCGCUGUAUCUCUUUGCAGCACCUUAUUACUACGGUUUCUCCAACAACAGACUGCAGGCCUACUGCAAACAGAACCUAGAGAUGAACGUUACAGUGGAGAAUGUCUUACAGAUCUUGGAGGCGGCUGAUAAGACUCAAGCUCUGGACAUGAAGAAACACUGCCUGCACAUAAUCGUCCAUCAGUUCACCAAGGUGUCCAAGCUCCCCAACCUGCGAUCGCUCAGCCAGCCGCUGCUGUUGGACAUCAUUGACUCACUGGCAUCCCACAUAUCAGACAAACAGUGCACUGAGAUGAGCUCUGAUAUAUAGCCUCUCCUCUCCUCUCCUCCCUUCUCUCAUCCCGUCCCGUCCCAUCCCAUCCACUACAAACGUAUUAAUUUAAUCUUCUGCCCAAUUCCUUCCCUUUCCGUCCAGCACCUCCUCCCAACCUAUUCAGGGCCGGCGCUGGCCAAAUUGAUGCACUACCCAGAGUUCCGUGAUUGUCAGACGGGGGGAGGGGGGUUGCGAAGUGAUGAACUGACGUGGUGCGAGCUGCGAGGCGAUCAUCUGCGUUCCGCGACUGCAGUCGUGUCCUUGAAUAAUGUAUAAUGCGAGCAAGGGCAGCCGGUGGAGUUAUUCCUGCUUCACACCCCAUUCUGUGUGCUGCUUCACAUACCCGUAGAUUUGAAUGAUCAAAAUUGUGAUUGGGAAACAUGCAGGAUGAUUGUACAAUUGCUAAAAAUAACUACUGUUACAUAAUACUGAAACCGUAUUUUGAAAAUGCACUUAAUUGCUAGUGCACAUUACACAAGUCUAAUUUCAGUUUACUGCCCAUUUUAAAAAAAACAACAACUAAUAAUUACAAAUUAGACAAUUAAGUUUCCCACAUAUUUAAAGCUUUAAAACAACGUAUUGGAGUGGAUCUGAUGUGUCCAGGUCACAUUUCACUGCAAAAAAAUAAAUAAAAAUAAAUAGCGUUUUGACAAAUUUUCAUUAUAAUUAAUCACAUUUCCCCACCAAAAUUUUCAUCGAUAUAAUGUGUUUUUUGUUACGUUUUUAUUUUUGUGCCCAUCAUUCACCAUGGUGUUUCUCAUUAAAUUCUUAUUUAUGUAAUAUACAUUUAGGUCCCACUUUAUGGUAAAACUUUACAAAAAGGUUUCAUUUAUUAACAUUAGUUAACAUUAGUUAACAUGAACUAACAAUGAACAAUACUUUUACAGCAUGUACUAAUCUUAAUGUUAAUUUCAACACAUAAUAACACAUUUUAAAAUCAUAAUUAGCAUUUGAUAAAAUUAUUGCACAAUGAACUAACAAUGAACAAUUGUAUUUUUAUGAACUAACAUUAGCUAAGAUUAAUAAAUGCUGUAAAAUCACAUUGUUAAUUGUUAGUUCAUGAUACCAAAUGCAUUAACUAAUGUUAACAAAUGCAACCUUAUUGUAAAGUUUUACCCACUUUAUAUUAGGUAUAUUUAACUAAUAUGUUCUAAUAUUAAAUUACAUACUAUGCUAUGUAUUUAUUGUUUAACUACAUGUGGUCUCACUUUAUAUUAGGUGGACUUAACUACUAUGUACUAACAUUGAAAUACAUGCAAGACUAUUUACUGUGUAACUACAUGUUGUUCUGCUAAAUUCCCACAUUUGCUGCUACUGAGAUUGAGGUACGGGUAGGUUUUGGAUUAGGGGUUAGAGUUAGGUUUUGGGGUAAGGGUUGGGUUAGGGGUAAAGUUAACAGUGUAACUACAUAUGUAAUUAAAUGCAAGUACUUUAAAUGUAAUUACAAUGCAACAACAUGUAUGUACAUAAUAAGUACUUAGUAUCAAAUGGUUAAAUACAUAGUAGUUAAGGCCACCUAAUAUAAAUUGGGUCCCUAUAUGUUGUUCUGCAAAGUUUUCACAAGAUUCACAUUUGCUGCUACUGAGUUUGAAGUAUAGGUAGGUUUAGGAGUAGGGGUAAAGUUAGGGUACAGGUAAGGAUUGGGUUAGGGGUAAGGUUAACAGUGUAAGAUGUAAUUACAAACAGGUACUUUAAAUGUAAGUACAUUGUAUCAAAUGCUUAAGUACGUAGUAGUUAUAGAGACCAAAAAAAGUUGGUCCAAUAUUUACAUUUAUUAAUUUAGCGAACACUUUCAUCAAAAGCGACUUAAAAAUGAGAAAUACAGCAAAAGUGAGUUCUAAUAAGAGAAAAUCUACAGUACAAAGUUUCAGUUUUGUUCAGAGAGGAAAGUGAGAGACAGUGAUGAAAAAAUAAUUUGGUUUUUUAUUUUUAUGAAGCAUAGUAAUUAUGUAUAUAUUCAUUUAAAUUUUUUGUAUUACAUUAAAGAAAAAAUACUGCAAUACAAAAUCUAAAAUCAGAUAUCAAUACAAGAAUUAAAAUCAGAAUAAAGGCAGUAUAACAAAUACUACCAUUAUUUUUAAUCAUUACAGGAAUGAGAAUAAGAUUAUUUGUUAUUCAGGAAAUGCAAAUUGGGUGGUAAAUGUGUUUAAUUCUCAUGAUAAUAAUAUCACAUUCCAAAAAACUUUAAUUGUCUUAAAAUGGGCUUCAUUUUCUUGAUUUUGGGGUGAAAUAUGACCUAGGCAUGUUCUCAGAUUCAACCAUUGUGGUCAUUCUUGACCGUAGUUUAUAUUACAGAUUCCAUAUAUUCUUUUACAUUUAACAAUGAAUUGAAUUCACAAUAUAAAUUCUGUUUCAUAUUCUAACCUGCACUUUAUAAAUGUAAAAGUAGUCAGAUUUAUUUAAUCCAUAAAACUUGUAUUGAUUCUCUAUUGCUGUUAUCUUGAGUUAUGUCAUUGCUCUUGAUUACACCAUUAUGACAUAAAUAAGUGAAUCAUCACAACAAAAGUCAAUGUUAAGAUGUAACAAUGUUAUACUUUACUGUAACCAUGAAAAUAAAGCUGAAUUAUCUGUUGGCCCUGUGGGCACUAUGCCUUAAAUAAAUUGUGCAAUGU